AUGGAUUUGGGAGCCCCUGGCCUGCUGGACGUGUGGCUGGAGCCUCCAGAAGAUGCCUUCUCUCCAGGAGCUUUCCUGGAGCUGGGGAUCCACGGGCCCCCUCCCGAGCCCCCAGCAAAUAGGCUGCAAGAACAGGGGCUGCAAGGCUGGGGCUCUGGCGGGAGCCUUGGCUGUGGCCUUCGAGAGAGUGAGCCCGAUGAGCUCCUGAAGCUUUUCAUCGACCCCAAUGAGGUGUACUGCUCUGAAGCCUCUCCUGGCAGUGACAGCGGCGUCUCGGAGGACCCUGGCUGUCCCGACAGCCCCCCUGCCACCCUGGCCCUGGGCUCCCCUGCCCUCUAUGAGGUUGUCUACGAGGCAGGGGCCCUGGAACGGACGCAGGGGGAAGUGGGGCCGGCAGCAGGGGUCCUCUCCAUCCAGCUAGUGCCCUCUGUGCCCUUGGAUGGAUGGAACCCAGCAUUCCCGGUCGACACCUCCACGGCCCAGCAGCUGUCUCUGGACACUCGCACUCACAUCCUACCCAGAUCAAGCACCUUAGUCCCUGUGCCUCCUGCUGUCCUACUGCCCCAUCAAAUGCUGUUCCUGACUGAGGAGGAGAAGCGGCUGUUGGGACAGGAAGGAGUUUCUCUGCCCUCUCACCUGCCCCUCACAAAGGCAGAGGAAAGGGUCCUCAAGAAGGUGAGGAGGAAAAUCCGCAAUAAGCAGUCAGCUCAGGACAGCCGGCGGCGGAAGAAAGAGUACAUCGACGGGCUGGAGAGCAGGGUGGCUGCCUGUUCUGCCCAGAACCAGGAACUACAGAGAAAAGUACAGGAGUUGGAGCGACACAAUGUCUCCCUGCUGACCCAGCUCCGCCAGCUGCAGCUGCUCAUUGCUCAGACCUCCAGCAAGGCGGCCCAGACCAGCACUUGUGUUCUGAUCCUUCUUUUUUCCCUGGCCCUCAUCAUCCUGCCCAGUUUCAGCCCUUUCCAGGCUCUCCCAGAAGCUGGCCCUGAGGGUUACCAACCUCGUGGAGUCAUUUCCAGAACUAUCCUGACUCACAAGGACGCAGCAGAAAGUGUGGAUACCCCAGCACUGGAGUCCAGACUGGCGGGGCUGGCGAAACCAAAGGGUGCAAAUGGUUCCACAAGGACGGAACCGGAUGUGGUGCAGAGGGGCGGGCAAGCAGGGGCCAGGGGGCGUGGCAGGGCAGCACAGCAUGCGGAUGAGAUGUGA
Messenger RNA from Sorex araneus (European shrew), 1209 nucleotides. It is a transcript of the gene CREB3L4, whose product is annotated as cAMP responsive element binding protein 3 like 4. The record is from RefSeq and is a predicted model, not a curated record. Gene Ontology annotation, cellular component: nucleus. The transcript has 9 exons. Gene Ontology annotation, biological process: regulation of transcription by RNA polymerase II. The coding region runs from base 1 to 1209 and encodes 402 amino acids. Gene Ontology annotation, molecular function: RNA polymerase II cis-regulatory region sequence-specific DNA binding; DNA-binding transcription factor activity, RNA polymerase II-specific. NCBI's taxonomy places the organism in Eukaryota, Metazoa, Chordata, Mammalia, Eulipotyphla, Soricidae.